Molecule: messenger RNA, 1520 nt
Organism: Solanum tuberosum (potato)
Lineage: Eukaryota; Viridiplantae; Streptophyta; Magnoliopsida; Solanales; Solanaceae
Product: vacuolar protein sorting-associated protein 26-like protein
Exons: 12
Coding region: 226-1131 (301 amino acids)
Biological process (GO): intracellular protein transport
Source: RefSeq, a predicted model, not a curated record
AAUUAAUAGUAACAUUUUCUUCCAGUGUGCUAUACGGUGCUUCUCACCAUUUAUACUCCAUUUUACAUCGCCUUCAUCAGAUCUGGUCGUCUCUUUUAUGUAUGUAUCUCCUGCAUCUUUUGUCUGCUCAGUGCUUUUGGUUCUUCCUUUAAUCGUCCUCUUGCUCGAAUUGUGCAUCUUUGAUUCUUCUAAGAGGAUUUUGGUCCACUAUUCACUUGUUUUAGCAUGAAUUAUAUUAUUGGAGCGUUCAAGCCAGCAUGCAACAUCUCAAUCACGUUUGGUGAUGGAAAAUCCCGCAAACAGGUCCCCUUGAAGAAGGAAAAUGGUCAAACUGUUAUGGUCCCACUUUUCCAAAGUCAAGAAAACAUUGCUGGAAAGAUUUCUGUAGAACCAGUAUCAGGAAAGAAGGUUGAACAUAAUGGGAUCAAAGUUGAGCUUCUUGGUCAGAUAGAAAUGUACUUUGAUAGGGGGAACUUUUACGACUUCACCUCCCUUGUCCGAGAACUGGAUGUUCCUGGUGAAAUCUAUGAAAGGAAAACAUAUCCUUUUGAGUUUUCAACUGUUGAAAUGCCCUAUGAAACAUAUAAUGGGGUUAAUGUUCGACUUAGGUAUAUCCUUAAAAUUACUAUCAGCCGUGGUUAUGCUGGUAGCAUAGUUGAAUAUCAAGACUUCGUGGUGCGCAACUAUAGUCCGCCUCCAUCAAUCAACAAUAGUAUUAAGAUGGAAGUCGGUAUUGAAGAUUGCCUCCAUAUUGAGUUUGAGUACAACAAAAGCAAGUAUCACCUGAAAGAUGUUAUCAUAGGAAAAAUAUAUUUUCUCCUUGUAAGAAUUAAGAUAAAGAACAUGGAUCUUGAGAUUAGACGCCGAGAAUCAACAGGUUCUGGGGCAAAUACCCAUGUUGAAACAGAGACGCUGGCCAAGUUUGAGUUGAUGGAUGGUGCUCCAGUCAGAGGUGAAUCAAUACCCAUUAGACUCUUCCUUAGUCCAUAUGAACUGACACCAACAUACCGCAAUAUCAACAACAAAUUUAGUGUGAAAUACUAUUUGAAUCUUGUUCUUGUUGACGAAGAGGACCGUCGGUACUUCAAACAGCAAGAGAUCACAAUGUUUCGCCUGGAAGAAACUUCCUGAAUGAAUGAAGAGAUAUUGGCAUAGCUAUUCUGCAUCUAUCUUUGUAUUCUGUGAUUUCUUUAUGCGACUGAGAUGGCCAGUCUCCCAAAGGUGCUAGAAUGUCUUUUUAUUGGUAGAUUGCGACAUCUGGGAGAAGAUACUUGCAAUUUGUAUAGAGUAGGCAGUUGUGUACAUGAAUAUUGGAGUGGGAAUCUCUAGUUGAUGUUUUGAAAUACAUGGGGAAGGGACAAGUGGUCAAGUUAAACCGCAAUAAGGAACCUACUUUAGCUCGUACUCGUUGAUGAAUUGGAUAUUUUGAUCUUGAUUACUACUAAUUUUGUUGUUGUCUUGUUGUUUCCUUACUGCUGUUCUCCAACAAUGGCACGAUUGACUUACAUUGUUUCCUUGCA